CAUUAUCAUCACCGUCCCAGCUUUUCACACCAUUUUUUUGCCUUACACGGCACAAGUAUUCGUCAUUGGUGGUUCGUCGUGGUCGUGGUCGAUUUUCCCAUCCGUUUUUCCUUUCGCGUGACAAACGGCGUGGAGUGUAACCGGAUUCGCUGCGUGCAUUCGGACAAGGGCCAGUGAAGAAUUGGGCAAACCCCAGCGCAGACACUUGUCCCCCCAUCGGCGUAGUUUGUGGUGCCAAGAACUCUAUACGCAUCUGUGAAGGGGCCCGGCCUGUUCGCCCGUGAACGCGCACCGUCACCAUGGAUGAGGAAUAUGACGCGAUUGUGCUGGGCACCGGCCUGAAGGAGUGCAUCCUGAGCGGUAUGCUGUCCGUGUCGGGCAAAAAGGUGCUGCACAUCGAUCGGAACAAGUACUACGGUGGGGAAUCCGCCUCGAUUACGCCCCUCGAGGACCUGUUCUCGCGCUUCGCCGUCGAGUUGCCGGGAGACAAAUAUGGCCGCGGGCGGGACUGGAACGUGGAUCUGAUCCCCAAGUUCCUGAUGGCCAACGGGCUGCUGGUGAAGCUGCUGAUACACACGGGUGUGACCCGCUACCUGGAGUUCAAGUCGGUCGAGGGCAGCUACGUAUACAAAGGGGGCAAAAUCUCCAAAGUGCCCGUCGACCAGAAGGAGGCACUGGCCUCGGAUCUGAUGGGAAUGUUCGAGAAACGUCGCUUCCGCAACUUCCUGAUCUACGUGCAGGACUUUGUUGCGGAAGAUCCGAAAACGUGGAAGGACUUCGAUCCGUCCACCAAGGACAUGCAGGCGCUGUACGAAAAAUUCGGGCUGGAGAAGAGUACCCAAGAUUUCACCGGCCACGCGUUGGCCCUGUACCGAGAUGACGACUAUCUGGCCGAGCCGGCCAUCAAAACGAUCAAUCGCAUCAAGCUGUACUCGGACUCGCUGGCACGCUACGGUAAGUCGCCGUAUCUGUAUCCGAUGUACGGCCUGGGUGAGCUGCCGCAGGGUUUCGCACGUCUGUCCGCCAUCUACGGUGGCACGUACAUGCUGGACAAGCCGAUCGACGAGAUCGUCUACGACGCGAACGGAAAAGUGGUGGGCGUUCGUUCCGGUGAAGAGGUUGCCAAAUGCAAACAGGUCUACUGUGACCCAACCUACGUUCCCGAAAAGGUACGCAUCAGCGGAAAAGUUAUUCGUUGCAUCUGUCUGCUGGACCAUCCGAUUCCGAACACGAAGGAUGCGCUCUCCACGCAGAUCAUCAUUCCACAGAAGCAGGUCGAUCGCAAGUCGGACAUUUACGUGUCGUUGAUCAGCUCGACGCACCAAGUGUCGGCCAAGGGAUGGUUCAUCGGCAUGGUGUCGACCACCGUCGAAACCGCCAACCCCGAGGCCGAGAUCAAGCCCGGGCUCGAUCUGCUCGGUCCGAUCGCACAAAAGUUCAUCUGCGUUUCGGACUACUACGAGCCGACCGACGAAGGGCUGCAGUCGCAGGUGUUCAUAUCGCAAUCGUACGACGCCACCACCCACUUCGAGACGACCUGCCUGGACGUGCUGGACAUCUUCAAGCGCGGCACCGGCGAAGACUUUGACUUUUCCAAAAUCAAGCAGGAAUUGGGCGACGAGGAGCAGUAAAUUUUGCAGCAUUACGCGCUGGCAGCGCAGUGAAACGGAGGGGCGGUGGGGGGAGACUGGACGAGGUGCAAGGUUGCCACUACUCCGCUGGACAUUUCGUCCCCAGUCCGAGUGCUUCGAUCGGGAUAUGGCGUGGGA
Messenger RNA from Anopheles bellator, 1769 nucleotides. It is a transcript of the gene Gdi, whose product is annotated as rab GDP dissociation inhibitor alpha. Gene Ontology annotation, biological process: protein transport; vesicle-mediated transport; small GTPase-mediated signal transduction. The record is from RefSeq and is a predicted model, not a curated record. NCBI's taxonomy places the organism in Eukaryota, Metazoa, Arthropoda, Insecta, Diptera, Culicidae. Gene Ontology annotation, cellular component: cytoplasm. The transcript is spliced from 3 exons. Gene Ontology annotation, molecular function: Rab GDP-dissociation inhibitor activity. Bases 300 to 1631 code for a protein of 443 amino acids.